Molecule: messenger RNA, 4150 nt
Organism: Scylla paramamosain (green mud crab)
Lineage: Eukaryota; Metazoa; Arthropoda; Malacostraca; Decapoda; Portunidae
Exons: 3
Coding region: 73-1458 (461 amino acids)
Source: RefSeq, a predicted model, not a curated record
GUCGAGGCACAGCCGCGCCACAUUACGUCCUCCAUGAGAUCGUAGCUGGCAGUUCCUUACCAGCGGCGUGCCAUGGCGGUAGACUCAUCUGUCGUGUGGCUUCGGCCAGCCACUGAAAUAGAAAAAUGCAACUAUAGAGACUUUAAUGUGACGGUUAUUGAGAUGACCCUACGGUCCAGCGUACCUCUCAGCGAUAGUCAGAUCAGGGAGGCUCUUCAUCACGUCUUCAGGAAAGUGCCUUCGCUGAGAACGUGCUUUCGGAAGCAUGGCUGCACCUUGUGGGCGUGUGACAUGAACCGCGACUACCUCGACUUCCAGGUGACCGAGACGGAGGACCUGGUCCCGGCUAUGGAGGCAUUGUUGCAGCACCGCUUUCCCACCACCGAGGGUCCCUUGUGGUGUGCACGCCUUCUUCCUGCCGGAGUCCCUGCCCGUUGCUCUCGGCCAUAUCUAGCUGCAGCCUUUCCUUAUUGCCGCACGCUGUUGCUGGCCAACCAUCACGCCAUCGCUGAUGGCGUCACAAACGUUUUUGUGACUGACAAAUUUCUUCGGGUGUUGGACGACGUGGUCGCCGGUAAAUCCAUCACUGACUCAGCUCAGCUCGGUAAGCUGGUCGCCGGAGAAGAGACCAAAGUUGUACUGACGAAAGUAAUGCAUGAGUUGAAAAAUUAUAACGGUUUCCAACAACUACAAGAAGACAUAGAGAGGUCAAGUCAAAAAAAAAAAGAAAAACUUAUUCCACUUGCAUAUCCAAAGGCGAUAGAGUCUCACUUCGAGUCCCAAAUUGUUCUGCGUGAUUUGGACAUAACAACGACCCAGAACUUUAUUAGUAAAUGCAAGGAGGAGAACGUCACGGUGAACAGUGGACUGACGGCGGUGCUUAACGUGAGUCUCGUCGACUUUUUGAGGCAAGAAGGCCUGGAGCAGGAGUUUUACCACAUCCAUGAGGUGCACGCAGUUAACCUGAGGCGCUACUGGUCAGGCGACACCAUGGGAACCUUGGGUGUUCAUGUAAUGGAUAUUGACAACGUUGUGUCGACGCCAGCCAACUGGAGAGGGAACUUUUGGGCCUACGCCAGAAAUAUUAAUAAAAACAUUGGUCAAGGUCUUCAAGUAAAAGAAGUAAUGAAGCAUCUAGUGUUCAAGGUUGGAAGCAGUGCAGCAGAUCAUUCUUCUGAGCAGUCGCUACUAAAGAGUGAUCACGGGGUAUCCAACCUGGGCAAUAUUGACCAUCUCAUCCCGACGGAGGGACAAUACGUUCGGAUCACACACAUAAUAGGGACUUCAGCACUCUGGGUUGAUCACAUGCUCCACAUGUUUAACACAUUACGUGGCUGCCUCAUGUAUAGCCUAACCUACGCAAGUAACGUUUUCUCCCGGGAAAACGCACAUAAAUUGGUGGAUAUAACGUUUGACAACCUGAUGACCGUGAUGGCUAUCAGCUCAUCAAAAAUGUGAACAAAGAUGUUUUAUAACAUGAGACGCGUUUGUUCAUCAUCAGAAAAUGCGGCGUCCAUUACCACGUUUUUCAUGUGCAAAAGGAAAUAUUUUUGUGAAUUUAUUGAAUUUUAGUGAAUUUAGAGAAAUCAUCCCCUCUUUUCUCGAUCUCACCCUACAUCUUAAAGGAAGCGAAAUCCGAAUUAGUUAAAACUAAGUAUCUGAUUUCUUGUUCAGUAAAUCCCUACAGUCUGGUACAAUGCCUCAUGAAUGGAAGCUCGAUAACGUAACUAUAAAAGUUAGUAUAUCUUUACCAAACAAUUACCGGCCAACUAGCUUAACCUCGGUCGAGUGCAUAAUUCAAGAGAAACUUACAUAAGAGACAAAAUUAUUAAUCACUUAGAGGAAAACAAACUACUUAAAGAUACUCAACACGGCAUCCGAAACAAACGCUCCUGUUCGACGAACCUCUUAGGCUGAUAUGAUGUUCUGAACCAGUAAAACGAAAAUAUACCAGUUGAUAUAUCUUGAUUUUCAAAAGGUCUUCGACAAAGUCCCACACAAAUGUUUACUGAUUAAGCUGAAAUCACUUGGUAUCCAAGUCGACAGGUUGAGGUGGGUAAAAAAAAAAAAAAAUGGCUAAACACCCAUAAACAAAAGUAGUAAUAAAUGAAAACACAUCCAAGUGGAGACACUUAACCAGCGUGGUGCCACAGGGAUGAGUUUUAAUAUCUGUUCUCUUUCUUGUUUAUAUGAAUGACAUAGAUGAGGGUGUUGCCACUAUAAUAUCGAAAUUUGCUGAUGACACCAAAAUAGCGAAUUCUAUAGUCCCUAACAAACAGGUAUAAUAAAUGGAAAAUAACGGAGAAAAUAGUCAGAGUAGGGGCAAACAUGGCAAGUGAGUUUUAAUGCAAAUGAAAGGAAUACAUAGGAUAUUGAAACGAUAUCUUUCACAUAGGAUAUUAAAACGAGAAAGCUAAGUAUAUUUUGAACUGUACCCAAUUGAAUGUGUAGAUUGCAAAAUUUGUUUAGAAGUAACAACAUCGGGUUGCCUAAAAUAUAGCUAACAAUGUUCAGAAUUUGUAAAGAAAGCAAACAAAAUAUUUGGUUUAAUCAACAUAUCUUUUCAAGAUAAAUCUAAGGAUACAAUCCUCACUUUGUGUAGCUGUUUAGUCUGUCCCAUUUUAAAAUAUUACGUUCAAGCUUGGUGUUCCUAUUACUAGAAAGACAGUUAAAUUACAACGUUUUCAGUGUAGAGUAACAAAAAUUAUAGCCAUCCUUAGAAUCAAAUCAUACGAAGAGCGUCUUAAAGAUUUAGAUCUAUUCGCAUUAACACAAAGAAGAUAAGGAGAUGAUUUAGUACAGAUGUUUAAAAAAAAAAAAAAAAAAAUGAAAAGAUUGAUAACAUGGACUGCAAUAAAUAUUUCACGACAGAGUUUUCAGAUUACAUGCAAUGAAAUGGUAGCAAAAUUGUUGGGAAAUCCUUGAACUCUAAAUUUUUUUUUCUACGAUGUGGUUAAUUUAUAUUAGGCUUCCUCGAAACGUGAUAGAAUGCAACACAGCAGAGACUUUUAAAAGCCAUAUUAAUAAAUAUUUUCCUUCCAGUUAACGAAUAAUAGCAUUUCUUUCUUAGAGAUUAACAUGCUUGCUUCUAGAAAAAUGGGACACCUCAUUUCAUCUAUUUUCUUUCUUUCCAAUAAGAUUUCCUUCGGGUUUUAUCUUCUCUAACACCGAAGGGUAUUUAUUUCCGACCUAUUUUCCUGUACGGUUUAUGGCAGAGGGAGCAGAGAGUUGGGAGAGAGCCUUCUGCUUUGCAGUUAUUUUUGUUCUACUAUCACCUUACUAGUCCUAGGUCAGGUCGCCUCGUGAAGACCGCAAGGUCCGUUGUUGCCUGUGCUUGUAUGUAACUCUAUAUAACUCUAUUACUCUGUUAUAAGUGUUUGUAAACAUGGUAAAGCAAACUGAUGAAACAGUGUUUGGUGAACAACUUGAUUUUGCAAAAUUAUUGUAGGUCAUCAUAAAGCCUUCAUUAAGCAAUUGGAGAAUUGAGUGUAAUAGCUGAGGACUAAACUCACUAAUUGAAAGUGAUUGAGCUCAUGGCCUCGGGGUGAGAGAGAAAUUUAAGGUGUUCCUGUCAGACAUGCGUGUACCUUUUUUGGAGGGAGGCAAUCAUGAUGGAAGAAAGUGUGAUAAAUUUUUGUUGGAGAUUAGCUUGAUCGGGAGGUACAUGAAUGUGACGAUGAGUUUUGAUUUGAGACUUCUGUAUACUUAAUAAAGCAUCGCUUCGCUCAUCUAGCGAGAAAUGAGCAGUAGAUCUGAGAGACAGGAGGUAUUAACCGAUACUCAUUCUAGGUGACAUACAAAUUUAAUGUGGAUUAGAUCAAAUCUUAUAUAUUAUGCGUGCGAUAUUUAUUAUGUGAACAUAUAGUGCUGAAAGUCGUCGCAGCUCUCCAUUUACAUAACGUUGCUUGUUGGAGAAUCACAAAAAGAAAAGCUCAUCUAGAAAGAGAAAGAGGAUUACUUGAGGCAAUCAGUCAUAAUUAUCGGCCUCUUUGCUUUGAACACAAUGGUUGAUUAACACAAAUCUAUAGGUGUGAAAAAAGAUAAAUUCUUUUCUCUUCACUGUUUACGACACAAUGAUGUUCUUUCUUUCUAUAAUUACCCAGAGAUAAUUUAACGGAGUAGAAAUAAAAUAAAAGUUAGUACUACUUCA